Messenger RNA from Cooperia oncophora, 363 nucleotides. The record is from the annotation of a GenBank genome assembly. Lineage: Eukaryota; Metazoa; Nematoda; Chromadorea; Rhabditida; Trichostrongylidae.
UUGGCAUUACUUUUCUUCAGUUCCACUACCAAUUCAAGUAAAAACGUAGCUGGUAUAUCGUGUGGUUUUGCUCAUGAUCGUGGGAAUGAUGGGAAUUCUAGUAAUCCUUACAUUAUGAUCGUUCGGGACUGGGACUACUGUCAAAUACGAGAUGGACCACUGGCAGAUCCUAGAACAUGUUUACAGGAUCGAGAGCAAUGGAUGCUGAAAGAAGGAUUGAAAUCGAAUUCACCGGAUCUGCUCUUUGGCGCUCUGCUCAUUGUGCUCAUUAUUCUGAUUACGCCACAGCGGCCAAAUUUUGCUUACUACCCUAACCCGUAUCAGCCAGACAUGGAUGUAUCCGUCGACCGAUGGAACUACUGA